AUGUCACAAUACUUCCUUCAAGAGGAACUCUAUCGCAUACCCGUGCCUUUGCUUCACUCUUGGCCAUUCGUCGAGAGCCGCUUGAGUCCCUUUCUCACCUUCUUCACACCCCAAGAUGCAAGAGUCUUAUCGUCGAGAGAUGAUCAGAAGAAGGUCGACUUUUGUAACAACCAGCUCCGUCUGUAUCUCAACAGCACCGAGUGGACUGGCUCAUGGAGGAUGAAGAGUGAUGCGUCGGAUUCGGCUGCACUUGGAUUUCCAAUUUGCGUCCCAGAACUCACCCUCGCAAGCUCUGCGGUGUACAUCACUCGCAGCCUAUACGGGUCACUCAUUAGCCCCCAUGACCUCAUUCAUCUUGUCCUCAGUCUUCUGUUCUGCGUAAUCUGUGGAACGAUGAUACAUACCACACUGACUGAAGAUGCGCCCAUCUUCGUUGUUGAGUACGAGGACUGUUCGUACUGGAGCAUGCUCGGGCAUAUGUUGACCAACACCCGUCGGCCACCAUGCUUUCGUCUGACAGUAAUAUACACUCGAUGCGUCGCAGGUACCACCGUGUUCAAGCGAAAGUAUAGCGAACACAUCAAGUACCUCGACCUCUUGGAUAUCUACGGCAACUUUGACUCUCAACGAUUUGAGAAGUGGAUACGAGCUGUCGUUCUCAAUGCGAUGUCAGUCCCUUAUGGUUCUGCAUGGAACCUUUAUCACCUCACACUAACAUGA
This is a messenger RNA of Serendipita indica DSM 11827, 720 nucleotides long. The record is from the annotation of a GenBank genome assembly. NCBI's taxonomy places the organism in Eukaryota, Fungi, Basidiomycota, Agaricomycetes, Sebacinales, Serendipitaceae.